Messenger RNA from Chelonus insularis, 1392 nucleotides. It is a transcript of the gene Rae1, whose product is annotated as ribonucleic acid export 1. Gene Ontology annotation, molecular function: RNA binding; ubiquitin binding. Gene Ontology annotation, biological process: RNA export from nucleus; transcription-dependent tethering of RNA polymerase II gene DNA at nuclear periphery. NCBI's taxonomy places the organism in Eukaryota, Metazoa, Arthropoda, Insecta, Hymenoptera, Braconidae. Gene Ontology annotation, cellular component: nuclear pore. The record is from RefSeq and is a predicted model, not a curated record. The coding region runs from base 175 to 1245 and encodes 356 amino acids. The transcript has 4 exons.
CCUACAAGGCGCAAAGAUUUUACAAAAUUUAAUUGUGUACAGUUUGGAUUUUUUGUGAUAGAUAAUAAUAACGACAUUAUUUUUUGUCAUCUUGAAAAUAUUUUGUUUCAAUUGAUUAUUAAAUUUGAUUUAAUUAUUUGACAAAUUUCACUUUUGUAUCAAAAAAAUAGAGCAAUGUUUAAUCAAAGUAGUACACUAGGUAGUACAACAACUAGUACUGCUAAUCCAAUGAACGAUUUCGAGGUUGUUUCGCCUCCAGAUGAUUCAGUAUCCAGUUUAGCUUUUAGUCCAGCAUCAAUUCAGCAAAAUUUUUUGGUUGCCGGUUCAUGGGAUUGUAAUGUAAGAUGCUGGGAAGUUGAACAGUCAGGCAAGACAAUACCAAAAUCUAUGCAAACCAUGGGUGGGCCUAUUCUAGAUGUCUGCUGGCAUGAUGAUGGAACUAAAGUGUUCAUGGCAUCAUGUGAUAAAAUGGUUAAAUGUUGGGAUUUAGCUUCGAAUCAAAGUUUACAAGUUGCAGCACAUGAUGCUCCAGUGAAAACAUGCCAUUGGAUAAAAGGCUCCAAUUACUCUUGCCUUAUGACUGGAUCUUGGGAUAAAACAUUAAAGUUUUGGGAUACAAGAAGUCCAAAUCCUAUGCUAGUUAUUAAUUUACCGGAACGAUGUUAUUGUGCAGACGUCGAUUAUCCUAUGGCUGUCGUAGGAACGGCAGGUCGAGGACUUAUAAUUUAUCAAUUGGAAGGAACUCCACAAGAAUUCAAACGCGUUGAUUCACCGUUAAAGUAUCAGCAUCGUUGUGUAGCGAUUUUCAAAGAUAAAAAGAAAGUUCCCAAUGGAUACGCCUUAGGGAGUGUUGAGGGUCGAGUUGCUAUCCAGUAUGUUAGUCCUGCUAAUCCUAAAGAAAACUUUACUUUCAAAUGUCAUCGACUCAAUGGAACACCUAGUGGCUAUCAGGAUAUUUACGCAGUUAAUGAUAUAGCUUUUCACCCUGUUCAUGGAACUCUUGCAACAGUUGGAAGUGAUGGAACUUUUAGCUUCUGGGAUAAAGAUGCUCGAACAAAACUUAAACCUUCAGAACCUAUGGAACAACCAAUUACACGCUGUUGUUUUAAUCAUAAUGGACAGAUAUUUGCAUAUGCUGUUUCAUAUGAUUGGUCUAAAGGACACGAGUAUUAUAAUCCUAUGAAAAAGAAUUAUAUUUUCUUAAGAUCUUGUUAUGAUGAAUUGAAACCAAGAAGUACAUCGUGAUAAAAUAAUUGAAUUUUUUGUAUUAUUAUUCUUAUCUUAAUAUAUAAAGUGGAUGACUAUUAUUCCAUCAUAAUCAAUUUAUCGAAAAAAAUUAUCUUGAUUACUGUUUUAAUAUUAAAAUAAUAAUGAUAGAAAAUAAAAAAAGCA